Molecule: messenger RNA, 630 nt
Organism: Harpegnathos saltator (Jerdon's jumping ant)
Lineage: Eukaryota; Metazoa; Arthropoda; Insecta; Hymenoptera; Formicidae
Product: 40S ribosomal protein S10
Exons: 3
Coding region: 109-591 (160 amino acids)
Cellular component (GO): cytosolic small ribosomal subunit
Molecular function (GO): structural constituent of ribosome; RNA binding
Source: RefSeq, a predicted model, not a curated record
UAGUUCAGCAGUGCAGCUAUAAAGAACAGACCUACCGCUACCAAGUUCUCAACGUCGCUUUGGUUAAGUUGUCCAUUUCUGUCGAAGGCACAGGAUAGAAGGAUCAAAAUGUUGAUGCCCAAGAAGAAUCGUGUUUCAAUUUAUGAGUAUCUUUUCAAGGAAGGUGUUAUGGUAGCAAAGAAAGACUACCAUGCACCAAAACAUCCAGAGUUAGAAACUAUUCCAAAUCUCCAAGUUAUUAAAGCCAUGCAGUCCUUAAAGUCAAGAGGGUAUGUUAAGGAACAGUUUGCAUGGAGACACUUUUACUGGUACCUUACCAAUGACGGUAUUGAAUUUUUACGAGGAUAUUUACAUCUGCCACCUGAAAUCGUACCGUCUACACUUAAGAAACAACCAAGGUCUGAAACUACCAGACCAAGACCUGCAGCAACGAGGAGCGAAGGCUCCAGGCCAACAGAAGAUCGCGCGGGAUACAGGCGAGGUCCAGGUGGUGCUCCGGGUGGUGCUGGAGACAAAAAGGCAGACGUUGGAGCGGGUACUGGAGACUUGGAGUUUCGUGGUGGCUUUGGUCGUGGCAAAGCUCUACAAUAAUUUUUUUUAUAUAAAAUAAAUACUACAUACAAGAUGUAA